GACUCUGAUGAUGGCAAUGAUGCAGAUGAGAGCGAUGAUGAUGAUGAUGAUGAUGAUGAUGAUGAUGAUGAUGAUGAUGAUGAUGAUGAUGAUGAUGNUGAGGAGCUAGAAGGGUUGUAGACAUUCGUCUGCACGAAUAGUCUUUUCUCGUCACGGAACUUAUAAAUGCUCCUCCCUUGAAACGCGCUGUUUUUGAGUCUCUUGUUUUGUACCUGCCGAAACAAGAGAGUACAAGAUUGCAUGUUACGGUGAGAUCAUUUGUGGUAAGAACACUGGACGGAGCGUGCGCCAGAGAGGAAGACAGACAUCGUGGGAAAAUGUUCCGAGUUCCGAAAUAUGAAGAUUCCUGUCUGUUCAUGUGACCUCUUUUUUCAGCCUGAUGGUUUCCCUCGACGUCCUCUCGCCGUGAAAAUCAGGUUGUAACACUUGUCCAUACUUAAGCAGGGCAAAUGAUUGAUUAUGGUGAUCAUGACGAAUCGGAGUUAAAGUUCAAGCUUAUAUGAUAAGGGAGAUGUGAAUACAAUUUUCCAUUUUAUCAGUUAUGAAAUGAUCUGAAACAUAAAUUACACCUGAGAUUCCAACACCACCCUUCCCCCUAUGUAACGAUAAGAACAAUACGAUACCUCGAUUUUUUCCGGGUAGCCUUAUGUGCUACCAAUACGUUAAGCAUUACCAUCGAAUUACAAGAUUGGAAUAAAGAAUAACCUUCGAAGGCACGAGCUCCGAACAAAGAGGAACUUACCUUUUUAAUUCCCACAAGAAUCAGUAGGAUGACUAUUACGGGACCACACACGAUGAGAACAAUGAUCCAUCGUGCUAAUCCUGAACUAUCUUUUUGUUCCUCGGGGCACUCAGUAGGAAAUACACUCGUGAUGCUUACACUAGUAGUUUGGCUGAACCUCUUAUCACCACCGUCCGCUGUCCUAAUGACAUCUCUCAAGGCGUCGGUUCUGCUUAUGCUCCAUGUGAUUUUGAAGUAAGUUCUGUAAUCGAAAAUGAGGCUUCCUUCCCGUAAGCUACUUACUUCCACGUUUAUAAAAAGUUCGUCAUAUGCUUUCUUAAGCACUUUGGUUUAAUGUUCAGUGAGUUGACUGUGAAGCGUUUUGUACUGCAAAGAGUUGAUAUCGGAAUAGGUAGCGGCCCACUUGUACUCAAUGGUUACGGAACCUUGAAUCAAUCGGAAUGUCACAGGUGAUUGUGAUGGAGCUGCCGAUGACAACGUUGAUUGUGAAGACGAUUGCCAUGGUGAUGGUAAUGAUGACGAUGGUGAUAGCGAUGCUGUUGACGAUGACGAUAUCAACUGUGAUGGCGAAAAUGACGAUGAUUGUGAUGACGUUGUCCGUAGAGAUAAUGAUGCUGAUGGCAAUGGAACUGGUGAUGACUGUGAUAGAGGUUGGGACGAUGAUGAUGACACUGAUGAUGAUGACAUGGAGUGCGUUGCCGAUUUUGAUGGAGCUGGUAGUGAUGAUAACUGUAACGGAGAAAGGGACGAUGGUGAUGAUGAUGAUGAUGAUGAUGAUGAUACCGAUUGUGAUGGAGCUGGUGUAUCCGAUGAUGAAUGUAAUGGUGGUGGGGACGAUGAUGAUGAUGAUACCGUUUCUGAAGGAGAUUGUGAUGAAGCUGGUGAUGACGAUAAUGAUGAUGAUACCGAUUGUAUCGGCGAUUUUGAUGGAGUUGGCGAUGACGAUGAUGACUGUGAUUGAGCUGGGGACGAUGAUGAGGAUAGCGAUGACGAUAGCGAUGAUGACCGUAAUUGAGGUGGAGAAGGUGAUGACGAUACCGAUUGUGAAGGCGACUGUGAUAGAGAUGGCGCUGACGAUAAUGACUGUGAUGGAGGUGGCGAUGACGAUACCGAUUGUGACGAUAAUUGCGAUAGAGCAGGCGAUUAUGAUGACGAUGGAGACAAUGAUGGCGGUAGUGAUGAGGGCGUUGGCGGUGUUGUUGUUUGUGAUAGCCCUGAUGGCGAUGGUGAUGAUAAUUUCAUUGUUAAUAGGACUGACUCUGAUGAUGGCAAUGAUGCAGAUGAGAGCGAUGAUGAUGAUGAUGAUGAUGAUGAUGAUGAUGAUGAUGAUGAUGAUGAUGAUGAUGAUGAUGAU
Porites evermanni is the source of this 2096-nucleotide messenger RNA. The record is from the annotation of a GenBank genome assembly. NCBI's taxonomy places the organism in Eukaryota, Metazoa, Cnidaria, Anthozoa, Scleractinia, Poritidae.